Erinaceus europaeus (western European hedgehog) is the source of this 616-nucleotide messenger RNA. It is a transcript of the gene C20H11orf71, whose product is annotated as chromosome 20 C11orf71 homolog. NCBI's taxonomy places the organism in Eukaryota, Metazoa, Chordata, Mammalia, Eulipotyphla, Erinaceidae. The record is from RefSeq and is a predicted model, not a curated record. Gene Ontology annotation, cellular component: nucleus. Bases 139 to 534 code for a protein of 131 amino acids. The transcript has a single exon.
CAUCCGCCGCGCCGACAGGGAUGGCUUCCGGGGUGGUGGACUUCCGCCUCGCAGAGUGCCGGGAGUGACCCGAGGGGCUUCCAGGGGCCUCCUCCAACGGAGGGGCGAAACACAGGGACCCGUGGGCAGUGUUGGAAAAUGGCUCUGAACUACGUGGCGCUGUCCUCCGGCGACCAGCGGACCCGGGUGGCCUAUCGCUCCUCUAAUGGCGACCUCAGCCCCUCGGCGCAGGCGCUGGCCUUGGUGUCGGGAGACAGCUUCCUGGUGGCCCGGCCCGAGGCGAUCCUCCCCGGGCCCCCGGGCCGGCAGGCGGCGCGGCCGAGCUUCCGCGCCGAGAGUCGUCGAGCGGCCGGGGGAGGCCGGAGCCCGACCCGCCUCAUCAAAGGCCGAGACUCGGAGGGGCGGGGCCGAGGCCGGCAGCCGCGCUACACGCCCUACACGCCGCCCGGGGCCCGGCUCGACCUGCUGAGAAGCGCCCUGCAGCAGCGCCUGGUGGCCAUCGGCGGGGCCAUCGCCGCCCGCAUUUCCGCCUGACCUGUCCUGCAGCCAGGCGCCUCCCGACCGUGACCCUGUGAACAAGGCCUCUGGAAAAAAAAAAAAAAAAUCGUUGCCUGUC